AUGGGGGAAAUACGCGGCGGAGAUUCGAGAUCCCACCAAAAAGGGGGUCAGGGUCUGGCUGGGAUCGUUCGAUUCCGCCGUCGAGGCCGCCAAGGCGUACGACAGCGCCGCCUUCCGCCUCUGCGGCAGCAGGGCGAUCCUCAAUUUCCCGCUCGACGCCGCCCGGAAUUCGGACUCUCCGGCAGUUUCAAUUCCCCCCGAUUCGGCUGUUCCGGCGGGAUUAGGAAGAGGAAGAUUGGGGAAAUCGAGGGCGGUGGUGAGGGGAGUUUGAAGGCGGUGAAGGCGGAGAACCAGUCGUCGCCGGCGGUUGCGCAGGGUUUGGGGGAACCGCUGCCGUUGACACCGUCGAGCUGGAAGGAGAUCUGGGACGGGGAAGUCAAAGGGAUAUUCAGCGUCCCGCCGUUGUCGCCGUUGUCGAAGUGA
This is a messenger RNA of Linum tenue, 423 nucleotides long. The record is from the annotation of a GenBank genome assembly. Lineage: Eukaryota; Viridiplantae; Streptophyta; Magnoliopsida; Malpighiales; Linaceae.